AUGUCUGUGGCCAGGCUCAACAGCGUCAAUGGCUUUCUGGAGGACAGCAGGAUGGAGGCAGGGGACAUGGGCAGGAUCCUCCGCUGCCUGGAGAUGGGCACUGUCCUCACCUUGUUCUAUCAGAAGAAGUCGCAGAGGCCAGAGCGAAGGACCUUCCAGGUGAAGUUGGAGACCCGGCAGAUCAUCUGGAGCCGGACGCCCGAGAAGGUGGAAGGGGACAUCGACAUUCGGGAGAUCAAGGAGAUCCGCCUGGGAAAGAACUCACGGGACUUCGAGCGCUAUCCCGAGGAUGCUCGCAAGCUCGACUUCACCAUGUGCUUCAUCAUCCUCUAUGGGAUGGACGUUUCUUUCUCUCCUCUUCCUCCUCCAGCUUUCUGUGAGGAGGACAUCAACCUGUGGAUAACGGGCCUCAACUGGCUGGUGGCGGACACCCAGAAAGCCCAGACCCCACUACAGAUUGAGAGGUGGCUGCGGAAACAGUUUGAUGGGAUGGACCGGUCGCGGGAAGGCAGCAUCACGGUGAAGGACCUGAAGGCCAUGCUGCCCCAGGUGAACUAUCGCGUCCCCAAUAUGAGGUUCCUGCGGGACAAGCUCGUGGAGGUGGAAGCCAGGAACGAGAUGACUUUCUCCAACUUUAUCCAGUUCUACAAAAACCUGAUGUUUGAUGCACAGAAGUCGGUCAUCGAGCAGUUGGAGCUCUCCUUCCCCUUGCGGAAUGUGGACCGCCCCGAGCUGUGCCAAGUCUCCCUUUAUGACUUCCAGAAGUUCCUGCUACACGACCAGAAGUGGCUUUCGCACCUCAGCCAGUACCUGACAGGGGACCAGUUCUCCAGCGAGUCCUCCCUGGAGGCGUACGCCCGCUGCCUACGCAUGGGCUGCCGCUGCAUCGAGCUGGACUGCUGGGAUGGCCCAGAUGAUCUCCCCAUCAUCUACCACGGCCACACGCUCACCUCCAAGAUCAAGUUCCUCGACGUGCUGCACACCAUCAAGGAGCAUGCAUUUGUCACCUCUGAGUUCCCCAUCAUCCUCUCCAUCGAAGACCACUGCAGCAUCGUCCAGCAGAGGAACAUGGCCUCCCACUUCAAGAAGGUCUUCGGGGACAUGCUACUCACCAAGCCGGUGGACAUCAAUGCCGAUGAGCUUCCAUCACCCACCCAGCUCAAGAAGAAGAUCUUAAUCAAGCACAAGAAGCUGGUCGAAGGGAACCUGUACGAGGAGGUCUCCACUGCCAGUUACUCAGAGAACGACAUCAGCAACUCCAUCAAGAAUGGCAUCCUCUAUCUCGAAGACCCCAUCGACCACACCUGGAGUCCCCAUUAUUUUGUCCUGACAAGCAACAAGAUCUACUACUCAGAGGAGACAUCCCGUUACCAGUUCAAUGAGGAUGAGGAGGAGGUGGAGCAGAAGGAGGAGUUCAACAACAAUGAGCUUCACUUCACGGAGAAGUGGUUCCAUGGGAAGCUGGGAGGUGGUCGCGACGGGCGGCAGAUCGCCGAGAAGCUGCUGCAUGAGUACUGCACCGAGACAGGUGGCAAGGACGGCACGUUCCUGGUGCGCGAGAGCGAGACCUUCGUGGGCGACUACACCCUCUCCUUCUGGUAGGAGCCCCAGGGGGGAGGCAGGAUCCCACCUUCCCUCAGCCAGGGGAUGGUCCUCCAGCCAAUCCCUGGUUUGGUGGCCCACUAUCGGGAGGUGCCGCUCCGCUGCAACGAGUUCGAGAUGCGCCUCACCGACCCAAUCCCCCAACCCAAUGCCCAUGAAAGCAAAGAGUGGUACCACGCCAGCUUGACGCGCCUGCAGGCCGAGCACAUGCUGAUGCGGGUCCCGCGGGACGGAGCCUUCCUGGUGCGCAAGCGUAGUGAACCCAGCUCCUACGCCAUCUCCUUCCGGGCGGAGGGGAAGAUCAAGCACUGCCGCAUCCAGCAGGAAGGUCGGCUCUUCAUGCUGGGCAGCUCAGCCGAGUUUGAGAGCCUCGUGGACCUUGUCAGCUACUAUGAGAAGCACCCGCUCUACCGCAAGAUGAAGCUGCGCUACCCCAUCAACGAGGAGACCCUGGAGAAGAUGGGCACCACCGAGCUGGACUAUGGAGCCCUGUACGAGGUGCGGACCCCCCACUUCUACGUAGAGGCCAACAAGAUGCCGAUGGCCAGGUGCACGGUGAAGGCUCUCUACGACUACAAAGCGCAGCGGGAGGAUGAGCUGUCAUUCUGCAAGCAGGCCAUCAUCCACAAUGUCGACAAGCAGGACGGCGGCUGGUGGCGGGGGGACUACGGGGGCAAGAAGCAACUGUGGUUCCCAGCCAACUACGUGGAGGAGAUCGUCAGCACGCAGGCACAGGAGCAGGAUGAGGCCGUGAGUGCCCAUGUCCCUGUGCACCCGGAUUUGCAGGGCUGGAGGGAGGUUGCCAAAUGGAGCGGGCACCGGCUUAUCUCCAAAGACGGGAGGAGCUCCAAACCAUUUGUCUUCACCAUCCAUUCCCAGCAGAUGUCCCACGCAGCCCAGUCACUGGACGUGGCCGCGGACACCCAGGAGGAACUCAGCGAGUGGGUGGCCAAGAUCCGAGAGGCCACGCAGAACGCCGACGCCAGGAUGCAAGAGGGGAAGAUCAUGGAGCGGAGGAAGAAGAUUGCGCUGGAGCUCUCUGAGCUAGUCGUGUAUUGCCGCCCGGUGCCGUUUGAUGAGGACAAGAUUGGCACGGACAAGGCGUGCUACCGGGACAUGUCCUCCUUCCCGGAGACCAAAGCAGAGAAGUAUGCCAACCGCAGCAAGGGCAAGAAGUUCCUGCAGUACAACCGGCGCCAGCUCAGCCGCAUCUACCCCAAAGGGCAGCGCCUGGACUCCUCCAACUAUGACCCGUUGCCCAUGUGGAUCUGUGGUAGCCAGCUCGUGGCCCUCAACUUUCAGACACCUGACAAGCCAAUGCAGCUGAACCAAGCGCUCUUCAUGCUCGGCGGCCGCAGCGGCUAUGUCCUGCAGCCUGACAUCAUGAGGGACGAGACGUUUGACCCCUUUGACAAGAACAGCCUGAAGAUCGUGGAGCCCAUCACAGUGCAACUACAGAUCCUUGGUGCCCGGCACCUACCCAAGAAUGGGAGGAGCAUCGUGUGCCCCUUCGUGGAGGUGGAGGUGUGCGGCUCCGAGUACGACAACAGCAAGAACAAGACGGACGUCGUAGCUGACAACGGCUUCAACCCUGUCUGGCUCUUCAAGCAGUUUGUCUUUGACAUCAACAACCCUGAGUUUGCCUUCCUCCGCUUUGUGGUGUAUGAGGAGGACAUGUUCAGCGACCCCAACUUCUUGGCACAAGCCACCUUCCCCGUCAAGGGCCUCAAAACAGGCUACCGGUCAGUGCCGUUGAAGAACAGCUACACUGAGGACCUGGAGCUCGCCGCCCUCCUCAUCCACAUCGAGAUCAUCAAUGCCAAGGAAGAAGAUGAGGAGAACCUCUACUCGUCCAUCCAGCAGCUACGGGACCGGGCCAGCGAGCUCUCCAGCCAGGUCUCCAGCUAUGAGCGCACCAAUGGCUGCGAUUCCCGCUACCAGCAGCGCCUCGACGAGUUACGGGCAGCCCAGGAGCGACUCAUGGAACUCACCGAAGUCCGCAACCGCAAGUUGAUGGAGAAGAAGAAGAGGGACCGGCAAAUGGUCACCAAACGCAGCUGA
Egretta garzetta (little egret) is the source of this 3663-nucleotide messenger RNA. Its product is annotated as 1-phosphatidylinositol 4,5-bisphosphate phosphodiesterase gamma-1-like. Gene Ontology annotation, biological process: phospholipid catabolic process; positive regulation of epithelial cell migration; phosphatidylinositol-mediated signaling. The transcript is spliced from 31 exons. The record is from RefSeq and is a predicted model, not a curated record. Gene Ontology annotation, molecular function: calcium ion binding; protein binding; phosphatidylinositol-4,5-bisphosphate phospholipase C activity. NCBI's taxonomy places the organism in Eukaryota, Metazoa, Chordata, Aves, Pelecaniformes, Ardeidae.